GAGCCUGCCGCCGCACCAGCCCACUCCCUAACCCACACUCCGUCCCCACAGCGCGCAUCAUCCCCGGCCUUCGCGCGCGUCGACGGGCACUCUGUGCGGCUGCCUCCAGACCUCCAAUGCUGCUUCCCCACCACUGCACCCCCGGCCGCCGCCCCCGCUCCCUCGCUGCACCCCAGUCACUGCCCCUCCUGCCUUUCACACACCCAGGCUUUCCCGUCCGCGGCAACAACUCCUCCACUCAUCGCUCUCGGCCUGUCAGCCCUAUCGGAAGAGACCGGGACGUGACUCGGCAGCAGCUUCUCGAAGCUGCGAGCUGCGCGCUGCGCAACCCAACCUCGCUCUGUUCCGAUCGUGCAGCAGCAGCAGGGCAGCAAGCAGCAGCAGCAAGCCCCUCUGUGCCCCUCUGUCCUCUAGGUGCCCCUCUGCCCCUCCCCCUCAUUUUCCAGUUUCUUGUUUCAGCCAUGGGUCCGGAACGGCAUUAUCCGCUUGCUCGCGUGCUGCGCUCACCACCACCUCCCACCACCACCCAUUACCAUCAACGCCACCCACCUCCCUCACACACCACCACCACCCCUAGAAUACUCUAAAACCCACGCAACGCCGUCGCGCCGGCGCGCGUCCAGCGGCUCGGGCCAAGGGAAGGCUUGCUCUACUAUAUAGUAGCAGCAGUAGCGCAACGCUACUCGCGCCUGCUCCUACUCUACUCUACCGUGCUCUACUCGUACUCGUAGGAGUAGGUUCGGUCGAGCGCCCUAGCUUGUCCGCUAGAACACGCCCCCGCCGUCUAGAAUAUUAUUGUGCAGAGCAGAGCAGGCGCGCAGCACUCCUACCCUUA
Aplosporella prunicola CBS 121167 is the source of this 835-nucleotide messenger RNA. RefSeq lists its product as uncharacterized. The transcript has a single exon. Bases 117 to 587 code for a protein of 156 amino acids. NCBI's taxonomy places the organism in Eukaryota, Fungi, Ascomycota, Dothideomycetes, Botryosphaeriales, Aplosporellaceae. The record is from RefSeq and is a predicted model, not a curated record.